GCUGUCGCUCACACCGGACCAAACGCAGCGGCGGCACCGACCGAGCGCCAUUCCCCAACUUGUGGCUCCUAACAGUUGAAUUAGCAGCUAGCAAACAAAAGGCAGUGACGCGAUGUGUCCGAGAGUUUGGCGCUCCGUCUCUUGACCGAAUUUAAGCGGACCGUCGGUGUUUCUUCUGCCGGAGUUUGAGCUCCUGUGAACGGAGAUGUCUGUUUUAAUGUCCACCUUUGCCCGCAGUGGCUGGGAGCUGGAGAUGAAGCUGAGCAGGAGGAGAGUGCCUCUGUAUGGCCAGGCGAAGGUAUUCGCACUGCUGGAGGGUUUAGACUCUGUGCCAGAGUACUCCGAGGUCUACGUUGUUCUGGAAGGAUCCACUCUGGUCCAUGUCACCAAGGCUCAGAGUGACGUCAUGCUCUGCUUUAUAGUGCCUGGACACAACCUGGCUGAGGUGGUCUCUGUCCAGGCCUACCUGUGCUCUGAAACCACACCUGUCACCUGGGUGGGCGGGGCUUCACUGGAGUAUGUCCAAGAUGACGCUCAGGACCUCGCAGAACACCUGGUAAUCCACGGGCAUUGCCUGAGCUCCGCGGAUCACAAGGAGCUGAGCAGCCUCUUCAACCUGGGCCAGGAGAGCUCUCGCUGGGCAAUGGAUCGCCGCGUGGCCCUGGCCAUGGCCAAUCUGGAUAUCCCCCGAAGCUGGAACGUGCUUGGGAGCCACGGAGGAGACGAGCCCACUCUCAGGGAGUCUCCCCUCCACCUGGCUGUGCGGUGGGGUCUGUGUCGGCUGGCAGAGCUACUGCUUUGUCAGCCGGGGGGUCUGAUGGCUGUCAGUCUGCCAAACGAAGAGGGAGUCACACCGCUGCAGCUGGCACGGACGGCGGCCAACACCGAGCUCCUGGAGCUUCUCACACACCCACCCAACCCUUUAGCCACGCCUCCAGCAGGUCUGUCCCAGGUGUGGGCGGACCGGUCCCGCUUGCUGAGGUUCUGCCACGAUACGGGGAACCUGACUCUGACUGUCCGACAGAACCUGCGGUGGAGCUCAGAGGUGAGCCGGCACGCUGACAUCCUUCUUCUCAGGGACCGGCUCAGGGAUGAGGACUUCCUCAGAGAGAUCAAAGCUCUAAGGAGGGAACGCGUGGAGACCAUCUUAGGGAAGGAAGAGCUGGUGGAUGAUCCCACAGAAAACGCACUGUAUUCUGAUAUCAAUGGAGCUGCUGUCGAGGAAAUUGACUGCGAGGAGCCGCGGAUGUUUUGCCUGAACGAAGAGGACGAGGAGGAGGACGACCCAUCGCAGUUUGACUCUGAGAAAAGCCAGUCCAUAAGAGAGAGCCAGGCCGCGUCCCCGACUCUGGCUGCCGCUGCCAGACUGUCAGCGAUGAUACACGGCAAAGACAGAGUGUACGCUAACGCCAUGCUGGUGGACCAGGUGGACGACGCUGAUAUAAAAUACCGUUCUCCAGAGGAGGAGGAGGUGAGCCCUGAGCCCCGUCUUGGCAGCCCAUGCUGGGACUCCUUCUCCACGACUCCCCCUGCCUUGGGGAACUGUUCCCAGAACCGUCUCCCGUCCUCACCCCGCGGCAGGGAGAGGGGGAUCCGAGAACCCCAAGGCCCAGAGAAUGGCAAGGAGCCGUCCCCUCGCACGUCUCCCCCCUCUCCCUUCGCGUCCUCCCCGUCUUUUCCUUCCUCCCCCCUGGCUUCCGCCUUCCGCUUGUUCGAGGGAGCACAGAGGCGUCUGACACAACCGUGCCUGCCAGUUUCUCCUGCUUUGGACCACAGAGGACGCAGCUUGACCGAGGCGAGCCGGGGCCUGAGUCCUAGUCUCGAGUGUGACAGUGGAGAGGAAGACAUCCUGGGACACACUUACCCCCGCUCGUCUGCGAAGAAGCAGUCCAUCCUGCGAUCCAGCUCAGGGGAGGAGAGGGACUCUUUCGACGCGUCUCCAGACUUUAACCGCACGCACUCUGACAGCACGGACACGCCCGCCAAGAACCCGGAGGAAGCCGAGGUUCGCCUGCGCUCCUACUCCUAUUCCUCCCCCAAAGCGAAGCCGUCGUGGCCUCUGCUGAACCGAGAAGCCACCAUCACCGACCCAGCAGAAGAUGAUGCGUUCAGCAGCGGUCGCUCUCUGCUCCAAGCUUUAUCUCUCUCUAAAUCCCUCUCUCGUCUCAACCAAGUUAAGCAGAGAGCAUUCAGCCUGACUGAGAGUACCAGAGAAAAGAGGGUUUUGGGUUUCCGUAAGCGGGCCCAGUCAGCGGAGGAGGAGAGCGGCGCAUCGCUCCAACACCUCACCCUCACAGAGUUCCUCAAAGAGAUCGAGGACGAGGAGUGGGACAAGUACAUAAUCCCGUCGAAGGUCGAGUCGGAGAAGUACAAAGUCAGCCGGACCUUCAGCUUCCUCAAGAGCAGGAUGUCCAGCACUCGGAACAAGACAAAGGUGAAGGGGAAAGAGGUGAAGGAGGGAAAGGAGAAGACAGGAGCCUCUAACGGACACCAGUUUGUCCCCACGUCUCCAUCCGGUCCCGCUCUCUGUGUGGCCUGCGACAAGUCUGUUUCUGGGAAGGAGCUGCUGCAGUGCUCCAGCUGUUUCCUGAAUGUCCAUAAAAGCUGUCGAGAGUCUGUGGCAGCCUGUGGGAAGAAGCCGCAGGAGAGGAAUGCGUUGCUGAUGAAAAGCAAGACCUUGUCUCUCCCACACAUGAAAGACAACUCUCCGGCCUCCAUUUUCUCCUCCUCGUCUACACUUCCCACGACGACCAGGGAGAAGAGAGAAACAAUCCCCCCUUUCUCCAAAAGCCUCUCAAUCUCUAUAGACAGCAGACGGCUGAGUGACACAGCGGGGGCCGACAGUGAGUUCGGCGUGACAGCUUGCACCAACAGCUCGUUGUCUGAUGAGGGAACGCCGGUCACAGCGACUCCCCCAUCCGCCGAGCAGCCAAUCACCACACAGGACGCCGUCAACGCUCCUCUCAUGAGCGGCCUGUCAGCUGACCUGCUGGGACUCGAGGUGGAGUCGUGGAGUCUGGUGGUCAGCCCGGAGUUCUGCAGGCAGCAUGACAGGCACACCAUUAAACGGCAGGAAGUCAUCUACGAGCUGAUGCAGACGGAGCUGCACCACAUUCAAACCCUGACGGUCAUGUCUGGGGUGUUCCGGAGAGGCAUGCUGGAGGAGCUGCAGCUCGACUGGGACUGCGUUGCCCGGAUCUUCCCCUGCCUGGACCCCCUGCUGCUCUUUCACAAAAACCUUUUUGGAGCGCUGCUGGAGCGCCGACAGGCCGCGGCCCAACCCGAGAACCCCCGAAAUUACCUCAUUCAUCGGAUCGGAGACAUUCUGCUCCAGCAGUUCUCAGAUGAAUAUGCCGAGAAGAUGAAGCAGGUGUACGGAGAGUUCUGCAGCCAUCACACCGAGGCUGUCAAUGUCUUUAAAGAGCUGCAGCAACAGAACAAAAAACUACAAAACUUUGUCAAACAACAGAGUAAUAACACUCUGGUGAGACGGAGGGAGGUGCCAGAGUUCAUCCUGCUGGUCACUCAGCGCAUCACCAAGUACCCAGUGCUGCUGGAGAGGAUAUUACAUUACACUCUGGAGGGAAGUCAGGAACACUCUGACCUGUCGAGGGCCCUCGCCCAGAUACGAGACGUCAUCGCUGCGGUUGACCUGACUGUGAACAGGUACGAGAGGUGUCAGGAGUUGCAGGAAGUGCUGGCCCGGCUGGAGAACAAGAGCUUCGCCAAGCUAAAGAACGACAAGGUGUUUCGCAAACAGGACUUGCACAGCAAGCACAGGGAUCUUCAGUAUAAAGGGCUGGUCUACUGGAAGACCGCCACGGGACGUCUGAAAGAUACUCUGGCUCUCUUGCUCACAGACGUUCUGGUUUUUCUACAAGAGAAAGAUCAACGCUUUGUAUUUGCUGCCGUGGACCAGAAGCCCCCCGUAAUCCCUCUGCAGAAGCUCAUCGUUCGAGAAGUAGCCAACGAGGAGAGAGGGAUGUUCCUCAUCUCCGCCUCCUCAGUGGGACCGGAGAUGUACGAAGUCCACACCACCACUAGAGACGAGAGGAACGCGUGGAUGAGACACAUACGACAAGCUGUGGAGAGUUGUCCUGAGGAAGAGGAGGAGGAGGAACGCAUUGCAGAGACAGAGGAGGCUAGACGAGUGGCAGAAGUGAGAGUUCAGAAGAUCGCCAAGUUCCAAGAGACGUUGUCGGCUCAGGACCAGCAAAUCUGCAACAGCCUGGAGGAGAAGUUACAGCUCUAUGCUGAGCUCACAGAGUUAACCCUCCGCUCGCCAGAGCCAGUACCACUACGCCAUCUGCUGGUACAACCGGACAACGACGCUGAGACACCGCGACAGGCCUCGUCACUGCUCACAGCUGCACUCAGAGAAGCGGAGAACCUGAUCACCAUUCUGCAGAGUCGUGAUGGCCUCAACGUAAAGGGUACGAGCUCUCCGGUCCGAGGACCAGAGUGCUGCAGCUACAACAGCCACGGCAGCAGCAUUCAGGAGUCUCCCUCUGAGCCGGACUAUCUGAGCACGCUCAGCAUGAGCUCCACCUCUCCAGGAUCGGACAGCGAGCUGACGGGGCUGGACGCCGCUUUGUGGAGCCCGGCUCUGGAGCUGAGAAGAGGAGACGCCAAAGGGACGCUGUUGAAGGUGGCAGAGAGCGUUCAGAGUCUGACUCAGCUCCUCUACAGUCUGCAGGCUGCCGUGACCCUCCAGGACAGCUGCUAUGAAGUCCAGAAACUCCUCCUCCAGGAGGGAGAAAGACCUCAGCUCCGAACCCUCACGUCCCUCCAAAACAGUCUGGAGCAGGAGAAGCAGAGGAGCGUUGAGAAGAAGAAAGAUGAAGUAGAGAAGAAGGGUUUAGAGAGGAAGAAAGAGGAGGUGGAUGAGGUGAAGAAACUCCACGUGAAGCUGAAGCAGGUGCAGCAACGUUGGGACAAAGAGGUUCUGGCCAGAGAGAAACAACAGUGUGAGCAGGAGAGCGUGCUGGAGCAGCGGGAGCAGCAGUGCCUCAUGGAAGCAGAGCGUCUGCGCUGCGAGCGGGAGGAGCUGGAGGCUCAGCUGCUGGAGUACCAGCACAACCUGGACCGUCUGAGGGAGGGCCAGAGGAGCGUGGAGAGGGAGAAGGAGAAGAUCGAAACCCAGCAGAGGCUGCUGCAGCGCUGGAAACACCACCGCCAGAGCAGCCUGCCCGUGACGAUACCACUGGAUGGAUAUAAGGUGUCCAGCCACAGCCGCUCAGGCAGCCUCGACGGUAACUGUUCGCAGUACGAGAACGAAGCCGUCCUUCUUGCCUCCCUCCAGCAGAACCACCUCCACCGGCCAGCCAGCAACAACCAGCACCAGCACCAGUGUCUGCUCUCCGCCGCGCCUACAAAGAACCACGACAGCCCGCUGCUCAGCUCCAGCUACCCCGCCAACCUCGGCCUCAGCGCCAGCCUCUACAACAGCCUCAACACCCUGCUGAGCCAGGCGCACGGCAAACAGACUCCGGAUGGUCGGACGUAUCCAAACCCCAUCCAGCCCUUCAGCAGCAGGGUCAGCGCACAGCCGCACGGGACCAACAGCACAGACUUCAGCCCGCCGUUUGACAGGCGCUCCCCGGGUCCCUGGAGGUCAGAGGUCACCGGUGACAGACUCUACGAGGACAGCUACUCCUCGUCUCCCUCUCUCACCCCCCUCCUUCCCACGCAGGCCUACCUCUCUCUCCAAGGACAGAACGGGGAGGAGGGAGGCGAGGAGAACAUUGUUUAUCUCUAAGGGCCUCCAGAAAGGAACAAGUGGUGCAAGACAUCCAACCGGACCGAAAAAACUAAACAUUUGUUGCUUGUGUGCGUUCGUGUACAUGUGUGUGUUUGUUACUCAAAUAAGUGAACAGGAAGGAAGUAUACACACAUAUAUAAAUGUCCGUUUUUUCAGUGUAUGUGUCGGCCCUUAAUCUUUCUCUUCCUGCCUCCUGAAACCGUUGUGCCUUUUUUCGAACAGAUUCUUUGUAAAUCAGCUUUGAUACACGUUUUUUUUUUGAUUCUUUUAAGUAUCUUUGCACUUGUUUGAUGGCAGAGGUGCACCGGGACCUAAAGCACCAGGAUUAUCAGGACAGAAGUAUUUUUUCCAUGAGCACUUAAAAAGAAAAUGGAGAUAUUUGAGAAGCCCAUUGAGCCCUCUCCCUAACUAUGUAUAGAGUGCUGUUAUCUCUCCAUGUGAUCUUAAAUAAUAUUUAUAAGGGAUUGCGAGCAUCUAAAAGAAAUUAAAAGUAUACUGACAAUAUAUGUAUAGUUUUAUGGAAAGGCUACCUAUGCACACUGUGUUGGAAGAGGAACUUAUAUUCCUAUUCCUAUUAUUAUUAUUAUUUCACUCACUUAAGUGCCAAAAAUCUUGCUAUCCGAUACUGUAAUUAAUUUGUGUAAAAUAAUGGCUGUUUGUUUUCUGUUCAUCUCCUUUUCUGAUAAUUUAUUGUGUAAAUUGCUUCACCCACUGUCGACAUUUAUCAUAUUUUUGUUGUAAUUCCUGUAAUCAGAAAUGCCCCAUAUUAAUAUUGUGCUAUCUAUAAAAACUAU
Molecule: messenger RNA, 6555 nt
Organism: Anoplopoma fimbria (sablefish)
Lineage: Eukaryota; Metazoa; Chordata; Actinopteri; Perciformes; Anoplopomatidae
Product: rho guanine nucleotide exchange factor 28-like
Exons: 40
Coding region: 206-5758 (1850 amino acids)
Biological process (GO): regulation of Rho protein signal transduction
Molecular function (GO): guanyl-nucleotide exchange factor activity
Source: RefSeq, a predicted model, not a curated record